GACAAGUAGGCGUGACAAUGCAUGGUCACGAAAGCCCAAUCCACGACAUUUCCUACUCUCCUGACGGAAAACUCCUCAUAUCCGGCGGAGAAGAUAGCAUUGUGCGCGUCUGGGAUACCAUGAACAUUGCUGACGCACCUGUGACGACCAUAGAACAUGCUGUAGAUCAAGUAUGGACCAUCAAUCACUCUCCAGACGGGCGGCUCAUUGCUACUGGCGGCAGAGGCAAAACGCUCAAAGUCUGGGAUGUUCGCCAGAAAACGCUCGAGUUUGAAAGCGGGGACCAUUCAGACUUGAUCCGCUCUGUGUCUUGGGAACCGAGCGGGAGUCGACUUGCGACCGGCUGCGCGGAUCAUAAACUUCGCGUCUUCGACUUGAAGAAACCUGGCGCGGAGGUAUUGCUCGCCGAGGGGCAUCGGGGCGAGAUCAACACUGUGGUGUACUCGCCAAAUGGGCAUUUGCUAGCGAGCGGUGCAGACGAUUAUAGUGUGCGGUUGUGGGAUGCGCGAACAGGAAAGCCCACGAAGAGCCCAUUUCGAGGUCAUAGGGGCUUUGUUAUGUGCCUGACGUGGUCCCCAGACAGCACGCGCAUCAUCAGCGGCUCUUACGACUAUACAGUUCGCGUCUGGGAUGCGAGCAAUGGUCAGAUCCUUUUCAAGGGCGCAUUAUACGCACACAAAAGUCGUCUAUGGAGCGUCGCAUACUCUCCUGAUGGGAAGCAUUUUGCGUCAGCUGAUGCUGGCACCCCUCCCCGAGUCCAGAUCUGGGAUGCACGGACAGGUAAAGCGUCACUUCCACUGAUAUCUGCAAAUAAGCAUUCUUCCUUCAAACAAUAUGCAGAAGAACACUCUGGAAAGCCCGACAGAUCCAGCGAUCCGGGGAAAAUGAAGGCUGGGGCUGCUAUCUUAGCUGCAAUGUGGUUUCCUGAUUGUCAGCGCUUCGCAAGUGCCGGUGAAGAACCUCUCGUACGUAUCUGGGAUGCUCAGACUGGCUUUCAGGUCGGCGACAUGGCGGGCCAUCGUGAAAGCGUCAACGCGCUGUCCAUCUCUGCGGACGGUACCAAGCUCGCGACUGCAUCGGAUGAUCGCACUGUCCUUAUUUUUGACACAAAAUCAAUGCAGCCGGUAAUGAAACCCCUCACUGGUCAUGACGAAGCGGUUUACACUGUCAGGAUGACGCCUGAUGGCUCUCGACUUGUCAGCGGAGGCAAGGAUAAAUCCUUGCGUUUCUGGAACGCAGUCACUGGUGAACUUCAGCAUGUCACCGAGGCACAUACCGACGCUGUGCGUGCGCUCUCCAUGACGAAGGACGGGAGUAAGCUGGCGAGCGGCGGGGACGAUAGCUGUAUCUACAUCUGGGACAUGCGCACAUAUGAGCGACUCGCAGGGCCAUUCAAGCACGAUGCCUCUGUUCGUACAAUGGCCUUUUCGCCAGACAGUUCGCGUCUUGUGAGCGGCUCAGACGACCUUGCCGUCCACGUCUGGAACACUACAACCGGCAGUCUCGCGUUUGAUCCUAUCCGUGUACAUACAGGCUCAAUCGGUGCAGUCGACUGGUCGCCGGAUGGCACGAAACUGCUGACCGCCGGCUCUCACGACUGGACGAUAUGGAUCUGGGACGCAGCCACGGGCGAACGAGUGCUAGGGCCUUUGGAAGACACUCAGGAUGGCGUCAGAGCUGCUGCCUUUUCUCCAGAUGGGACUCGCUUCGUCAGCGGUUUCAUGGAUCACACGCUUCGUAUGUGGGAUACAGCGACUGGUGUGGUUCUGCUUCCAAUAGUCGAAGAGUUGAACUCCGACCCAGAGGGAAGCCAAAGCGCUCCAGAUCCACCACGAGGAAGAACGGAACGUGGGGGAGUGCCGAGAGAGAGCGACGAUGACAGUAUCAUGAAUAUGCCAGCAACUGUGCGUAGGAAACCAGCACCAGGCUCUAAAGGGUUUUGGGACGAUGCAGACCUUGGUGGCACGUCAAAAAGGCAAGGCAAAGUCGAUACUAACAGAAAGAGCAAGAGAGACGUUCUUAAGUCCCGGCACAAGACCAACAUUCUCAGGCGAUUCUGGUGGAGAAGAACUGUCCAUCCUGGUUCAAAUCUUAAAGGAAAGAGCAAAGAACAAGGAUCUGAAGACUCGGAUAUCGGCGGCGAAGAACUCGCGAUGACUCAUAAGCCUAAACGCCCUACUACGAGAGUUGCUGCAGCUCGCGACAAACUGCGUGUACUGGUGGCAGGGGAUGAUCCACAUGCAAGGCUCCCCUCGCAAACUGAACCAGAAUCCGAUGAAGAGAGAGAUUCACCAACAGGCUCAGAAGACCCCAAUCGGCCCGAUCACAGCUCUGGCAGUGACGACCAGAGUGAACACGGAUUGGUCGACACGAUAUGUUUUUUGAGACUUGCGGUCCUUGCUCUCACUCUGGCCUAUCGGGCGGAAGCACCAAGAAGGAAAUGA
Coniophora puteana RWD-64-598 SS2 is the source of this 2444-nucleotide messenger RNA. RefSeq names its product WD40 repeat-like protein. The record is from RefSeq and is a predicted model, not a curated record. NCBI's taxonomy places the organism in Eukaryota, Fungi, Basidiomycota, Agaricomycetes, Boletales, Coniophoraceae. The transcript has 8 exons. Gene Ontology annotation, molecular function: protein binding. The coding region runs from base 18 to 2444 and encodes 808 amino acids.